Musa acuminata AAA Group (dessert banana) is the source of this 1386-nucleotide messenger RNA. RefSeq names its product transcription repressor OFP1-like. The record is from RefSeq and is a predicted model, not a curated record. Gene Ontology annotation, biological process: negative regulation of DNA-templated transcription. Gene Ontology annotation, molecular function: DNA binding. Bases 356 to 1309 code for a protein of 317 amino acids. Lineage: Eukaryota; Viridiplantae; Streptophyta; Magnoliopsida; Zingiberales; Musaceae. The transcript has a single exon.
AAAAAGAUGAGGAACUGAUUCCUCUGCAGGUUGUUUUCGGAGAGAAAACAUAUCUAAUAUCUUCCUAUGGAUUCUACCCUAUUCCUGACUUUGACCCUUCCAUCAGCUCAAGGACACAAACCCAGUCCUUCAACCAUGAUCCACCUUCUCCCUGUUCUUCAUCUCCCAUCACCCUCUCUAUAUCAACCUCCCCACCACAAACCAAGAACAUCCACAGAGAGAUAGAGAGAGAGAGAGAGAGAGAGCUGUUGUGUGUUUGUGUGUGUUGCUGACUAAUGCAAGAUAGAGUUUCUAGCUUUUCUCUUGCUUGUGGUUACUGAGUCUGUGCAUGUGUUGGAGAACUGCUUCAUCAUAAAUGGGGAAUUAUAGGUUUAGGUUGUCUGAUUUGAUGUCAAGCAGUUGGUUCUACAAGCUCAAGGAUGUGGGAAGAGCUAAUGGAAGCCGGAGAGUUCAGCAUUCCAUGAAGAGAUUCCAGAGUUCAGCAUCGGCCACAGCUUCUGCAGCAUCUCUGCCUCCAUUUCAACCCCCCAAAGAACACGACUACCUCCCCAACAGGGCCUCCUACUACACCCCCAGCAAAGAACGAGCAGAGAAGCUCCCUCGUUCUCCCGUCAACCCCAAAGCAUCCGACACUCGUUUCCCCGGCGAGCCACCGCAGAAAUCCAAGCGACAGACCCGAAGAAGGACGGCGACGAAGCCCUGCGCUGACGUCGUCUCCUCGGCUGUGUCGGCCAGCUGCGGCUGCCGUCGCACUGCAGCCCCUGUGAGUCUGCCGAUCUAUGGUGAUGAGUGCGAUCCAUGUGAGCCUACCAACCCAUCAGUGUACGAUCACCGCAAUGCGGACAUGGAUUUGGUGGUGUCAGAGCUCAAGCUACCGCCCAUUCUGACAAAGCCAGUGAAGAAGGAGGUACGUGAGCCUGCGCUGCAUGAAACCGGUGCCUUCGCGGAUCACAGCAAGGCAGCAACGAGGAGAUCGGUGUCAGGAAUCCAUGGGAUCAAGGUACGGCAAGUCUCUCCCAGAGUCGGAAGCAGGAAGGUGCAGGCGUGUAGGAAACCCAAGGUGGCAACGACGCAGCAGAAGCGGCGGCCAGUAUCUCAGAGCUUGGUGAUGGUCAAGUCGUCCUCAAACCCCAGCAGGGACUUCACGGAGUCGAUGGUGGAGAUGAUCGUGGAGAACAACAUCCGGGAAGCCAAGGAUUUGGAGGAGCUGCUUGCUUGCUACCUGUCACUGAAUUCCAAGGAGUACCACGAAGUAAUCAUCAAGGUUUUCGAGCACAUCUGGUUUGUUCUAACUGAUAUUAGAAUGUAAUCAUAUAUACUUAGUUCUGAAAGAUAACUCUUAAGGAUUAAUUAUACUGCAGUAAUGCCAAGUUUCCUUCUUUCUCA